AUGAUCCAGGACGUGCAGCUCGCCAUCUUCACCAGCACGCUGGGAGUGUUGCCCUUCUUUCUUGUCGUUCUCUCUCACUACGUGGCGAUCAGCAAUUCCAGGAAGCAGGAAUGA
Echinops telfairi (small Madagascar hedgehog) is the source of this 114-nucleotide messenger RNA. RefSeq names its product dolichyl-diphosphooligosaccharide--protein glycosyltransferase subunit 4-like. NCBI's taxonomy places the organism in Eukaryota, Metazoa, Chordata, Mammalia, Afrosoricida, Tenrecidae. Bases 1 to 114 code for a protein of 37 amino acids. The record is from RefSeq and is a predicted model, not a curated record. The transcript has a single exon.